Molecule: messenger RNA, 627 nt
Organism: Sphenostylis stenocarpa
Lineage: Eukaryota; Viridiplantae; Streptophyta; Magnoliopsida; Fabales; Fabaceae
Source: the annotation of a GenBank genome assembly
AUGGGUGGUGCUGUCACUGUCAAGUCCGAGGUCUCCCUUCUAGAAUCUUCUCCCCCUCCUGUGGAGAAACCUGAAGGAGUUUGUUCCAAUACGGAGGAACACCACCUGGGCCAACCCAAUAUGCAUGACUCCUCACCCAACAAGUCAGUGCCAGCAUCUGGACUUAAUGCAGUGAUUCCUAGUACAAACCAACUUACCAUCUUCUACAAUGGGAGUGUUUGUGUCUAUGAUGGAAUCCCUGCAGAAAAGGUGCAUGAAAUAAUGCUCAUUGCUGCAGCUGCUGCUGCCAAGUCUACUGAAAUGAAGAAGAUUGGGACCCAAUCUACCCUCAUUUCACCUGUUCCCACAAGGCCUUCUUCUCCACAUGGAAUCACUAACAAUAUUGCUUCCUCCCAGAAGAAUUCCAUCUGCAGGCUUCAAGAAUUUCCAAUAGCACGCAGGCAUUCACUUCAAAGGUUUCUUGAGAAACGGCGAGAUAGGUUGGGUAGCAAAGCUCCUUAUCCUUCCUCAUCAACUACAAAAGUGGAAGAUAACAUAGACAACAACUUUUGUGCUGACAAUGCACCAGAACUGGUUUCCUUGAAUCGAGCAGAGGAGGAAUUUCAGCCAACUGUCUCUGCCUCUUGA